AUAAAGUAGCAAAUUAUCGUUCCUGAAUAGGUGGCGCCGUGGUAGCGGAUCUUGUUCCUCAACUUCCGGUUUCUGCACUGUGCAACUAUUUCAGUUAUAUUUUUAAUUAACGAUGCCAAGUACUUGUUGUUGUGCACCUGGAUGUCAUUUAAGAGGAGGACAUGCAUUUCCAAAUGACUUAAAAAGAAGGAAAAGUUGGAUCAACGCCCUGGCCCAUACGCAGAUUGGACGAGAACACGAUGAAAUCGUGGAGUCCAUCUCAAUCAGCUGUUGUUUGCAAGGCACGUUUUACUGAAAAAGACUACGUACAGGAAACUAUUUAUGGGCGCAAACCCACCAUACAGAGACUUAAGUCUACUGCCAUUCCCAGCCUAUUUUCCUGGACCAAGCAAGAGACUGAAUCGUCCGCAAAAAGAAAAAUCAGGGCAGUUUCCUGUGAAAACAAAAGAACUAAACUUGAUGAAUAUUGUAGUAAAAAUCUAGAGGAAAGUUUUGAUUGUAAAGUUGGUUUUCCUGAAGAAGUCAUUCAUACUGCAGAAAGGAUUUAUGACUGUCCACCACCAACUGCCGAGCUAAUGUUGAGCUUCACAGAUGGAAUUACGCAAACACCAUCAAUGCCUAUGUUUUCAGCAGAUAAUUUUUAAAUGAAGACACGUGACACAGCCAUGCAUUUUUAUACCGGUUUAGAGUUGUAUACUAAAUUUUUAUUUGUUUUGACCACAUUUGGUCCAGCAGCACAUUGUUUGAGAUACAUAUAUUUUCAAAUUGAUAGGGUGUCAGUUGAAAAUCAGUUUUUUUUAUGACUUUGAUGAAAUUGAGGCAUUAUACAACCAACUUUGAA
Mytilus californianus (California mussel) is the source of this 841-nucleotide messenger RNA. RefSeq lists its product as uncharacterized. The coding region runs from base 240 to 644 and encodes 134 amino acids. The record is from RefSeq and is a predicted model, not a curated record. The transcript is spliced from 2 exons. Lineage: Eukaryota; Metazoa; Mollusca; Bivalvia; Mytilida; Mytilidae.